Molecule: messenger RNA, 1041 nt
Organism: Penicillium riverlandense
Lineage: Eukaryota; Fungi; Ascomycota; Eurotiomycetes; Eurotiales; Aspergillaceae
Product: putative integral membrane protein
Exons: 5
Source: RefSeq, a predicted model, not a curated record
GGCCAGAUACAACGAAGUCUCAUGCCUUCGACCCAAUCAGAGGGAUCGAAAGUAGCGGAUAUCAUCGCCUGUAAUACCAUAAUGCUUGCGCUGGCUUCUUUAGGCGCUUGUGUUCGCCUUACAGCCCAAAUUCAUACGCGACGUUUUGAUGUCGAUGACGUGACUCGAUACGGCUAUGGAAGACACUUUACGGUCAUCGCACCGGACAUGAGUACGGUAACUACAUUCUUGAAGCUCGACUUUGUCACAUCAAUCUCCUAUCUCAUCUCUUUGACAUCGAUUAAGAUAUCAUUCUGUCUCUUAUACCUCAAGGUCUUCUCGGUAACCCGUUUGCGGUGGCUAUACUACUUUGUCAUGGCGUUCGUGAUCUGCGAAUUCAUCGAGGAACUGUUUGUCGUCAUAUUCCAGUGUUCCCCUAUCCGCAAGCUUUUUCACCCUACUACAGUGGCGGGCGCCUGUAUCGACCUUUAUGUUUUCUACUACGUCUCCUUCGGCAUUAAGCUCGCCACUGACGCAGCUCUGUUCCUCUUACCCAUUCCGCAACUGUUGAAGCUUCAAGUUCGACCCGGAGCCAAGGCAGGUCUGAUUGUAAUGUUCGGGCUGGGACUGUUGGUCUGUGCAACCAGCAUCGUCCGCAUUACUUUUAUACGGCAUUUCCAGGUGGAUUAUACCUGGGUCCUUGUCCAAGCCUUGAACUGGUCAGCUGUCGAGGUCUGCGUCGCCAUCAUCGUCGCCAGCAUUCCUUCCUUUAAAGUCAUCUUCUCUCGAAGCUUCCCUGUCUUGCAACAGGCCCACCGUCUGCCCAGCAGCCCCGAGUCACGUCGAGAAGUCGAUACCGCACAUGUCAGCCCACUUAACGCGGAUUAUUUCUCUAUCCGUGUGCCCCAGAGACCCUCCGGACCCCGUGACACCUUUCCGAUACCCUCGCCACCUGUAUCGGGUUAUCUCAGCGAGACGUCUGUCAUGACUGGUGGCGUGCUAUCCGUGAUUCCGGAACAGGUAGUCGGUGCGCUUAGGACACCGGGGGAAGCGGUGGGGUAG